CAAAGUGGCAAGCAAAUCGACAGAGCGCUGGGCUCUUUGCACGCCGACUCAUCAGACCUACAGUGAUGAUUUGCAUACGAUCACAAUCGGUGACCAUCGGCGAUGCACAAGUAUCAUGACUCACGACUCAAGACUAAAGCGCUUUCUUAUCAUCGGCAUGAACGAAGCAACAUAUAUGUACGAUAUUCGAACUCGAGUGACUGCUGCUGGACAUAAUAAUACUCACAACUCAUAUCCACAAUUCUUUCAUUUGAUCACGCAACAUUCAGCAGAGUCACCAACAGCUCGUCCACUGAGACAGCAUCAUACACAGAGCCUUGCAGCAUGGAGAAGCAGCAGUUCUGAUGGCGAGCUAAUCAAUCAGUCGCAGAUAUAUACACCUGGCUCGUCUCAGCCACCGCGGUGCUGCAUGCUGGCACAGUGGCACUCUUGAUUCGAAGCAGAUUUUGAUUGCCUUCUGGCAUUGCAAUAUAACGGCGGCGCCUUCAGCCCGAACACACGUCGUCUCAAACCGUCCGCGGUGAUGGCGCACUCCAUCAAUGAAGCCUCGCACAGCAUCGACAGAGCGCCGCGAUGACUGCUCAAGUGCUCGAGCUUCAAGGUAGGCGGGAUCAGCGCCAUUGAAGAUGCUCCUGCAAACUCAGCAGGAACAGUCGGGAUGCAGGCUCGGGUCGCAGCAAUACAGCUUCGACUUCAUCGUGCCGUCGGGCGCUGUCUACUGUGAUGAAGCAGCACUUCACCAGCAUAGCAAGCACAGCGUGAGUAGUGGUGAUUGAUCAUCAGCUGUGAAGCGUGCCGUGCCAGCCCCGCCUUCCUUCUCGGUGCAAAAAGCUCCAGCGAAUCUUUCGCAGUCAAACUCAACAUUUCUCUUGCCAUCUGAUCUCCCGCCUAGCUAGCUUGCGACUAGACAAGUUCAGAGCACGCAAGGUCCUUUGCAACAGGCUGGCAAUCCUCAGCAUCUGGAAGAGCGGGCGCAGAGCUCAGCGCAGAGUCCACCAGACACGUCUGCAUCGACGGUCUAGCUUCGCAGUACGCAG
Messenger RNA from Ceraceosorus bombacis, 1037 nucleotides. The record is from the annotation of a GenBank genome assembly. NCBI's taxonomy places the organism in Eukaryota, Fungi, Basidiomycota, Exobasidiomycetes, Ceraceosorales, Ceraceosoraceae.